Molecule: messenger RNA, 3734 nt
Organism: Ectocarpus siliculosus
Lineage: Eukaryota; Phaeophyceae; Ectocarpales; Ectocarpaceae
Source: the annotation of a GenBank genome assembly
AUGUCUGGUGCCGAAGCAGAAGAGGCGGAAGCGCUCGCCGCGCGGGUUGCCUUUGACACCGAUAUUGAGGGUUCGCCUACUGCGCCCCGGGAAAACGGAGCCUCUACCUUCUCUACACCACAGCGACAGGGUGCCGAAGUUCGACAGGGCCUAGACGAGGAUGACGUUCGAGAAGGCGAGACGCCUGAGGAGGCGCUGCAGCGUCGCAUCGAGGAGGGAAAUAUUGGAAAGGGGAAGACGUUGCGGAGAUGGAAGGACACGGAAGAGAAGCAAAGGAUGGUAGAAACCGGCAGGCAUCAGUCCAAGGUGCAGCGAUACGGCCAGAUCUACGAGGAGGUCCGGGCCCUCCGAAAAGAGACGAGGCACAGCGUGCGGGACCUCCGAGAACGGUAUAAGGACAAGGGGGUCAUCCAGAACAAGGACCAGUUCAUCGUCAAGCUCAUCGCACAGGAGCGGAACGAACAGGAGGGCAAGGUGGCUGCGAUCAAGUCGCUGCAGCAAUGGCGACUCACGGACGUGGAGCUACACAACUUUAUCAAUAGAUGCCACAAGAAGGGGAUAGCCGGUAAGCUCGACCUUGCCAUGCAGUGGGCGGUCGAGCAGGAGGAAGCUGGUGGCGAGGUGAACUUUAAGGAGGGGCUGGCGUUCUACUCCAGCAUCGGCAUCCUGCAGCCCCGCAGUAGUGCGCACACGCAGCAGCAGUGGCGAGAGUGGCGGGAGUGGGAAGACGCGUUGACGUGCGCGCUGGGCAAGUUUAAGAAGGCCGGAGCGGAGGGCGCCGCCGACGUGAAGGGGGCCGAGGCCACCGGGCCGGAAGGGUCGUGUAGCAACGAAGACUCGACGGUUUGCAAUUCCCCGUGGAGUAGCGAGCGAGGAGGAGGGGGCAGCUUCGGAGGCUUCAGCGGGAACCUUCGAGCCUCGUCUUCCCACGGGGAGGGAGGCCGGCGACACUACUCCAGCUCCGGCACGGCGGCGGAUAACGGGACCGCGCCGGAGCAAACGAUGAGAGACGCCAUGCCGCUGCAUCGACGCGGGCGAAACUCGUCGCACCGGGGGGACUUGGGGGGAGACGAAGCGAGACGGGAGUGGAGUUGGAGAUCGUAUUCGCCGCCGUCGACGCUGUCGCGACACAGGGGCAGAAACACGAACGGAGGUGGUGGAGGAGGAGGAGGAGCGAAGAAGAACGCCCCCGCGGGUUUCGUGCAGCCUGCGAGCGGGCUCCCGGGGGCGGAUGGUGGGACUGCGACGAACGGCAAGCCCCCACCUUCGCCCAGCAGGGUCGAUUCCCCGGAUAGGGUGGGAGGAGGGUCGGGGAAGUCGGGAGACUCGGUGUUGCUGGGGGAGUCCGUGGUGCGGUCCAGCGGGGGUUACCUCCCCCCAAGACACCCCCUCGCGGCCCUGCAGCUCUCGCCGACGAGCCAACGGAGCGCCGUAGGGUCCGACUCGGAAGAAACCGGCGCGGGACGAGACCCCGGCAGAGAGAAUAACGGAGGAGGCUCGGGCGCAGAGCCGGAGUCGGUGGGCGGCGGUGCCGAAGCGGCCAGAGCCCCCACCGAGGGAUCGUCGGCGGCGGCGGCGGCGGCGGUGGCGGUGGAGGACACCCCGGAGGUUAGACCGGCGGGCGACGCCGCGGCGGAAGGCCCGGCCCCCACGGAGGGCGAGGGUCCCGCUCCGACGGAAGGAGAGGGGGGGGGCAAGAGUGCUGCCCCGGGUGACGGGGCUCGCCGUAGGCUGAGGUAUAGCGACGCCGGGGGCGGCGCGACCCGCGCGGGAGGAGGGGGAGGGAGCGAUUCGCGGUCGGUCUCGGGAGUGUUCUCGGGGCUGGCGGACUGGUUGAUGCCCGGCAUGGAGCGUCGCCGGCCCGCGGUUAAGACGGAGCUGCUCCUGGAGGUGUACCCGAGCGCGCCCCAGUCUCCCGAGCGCGGGCAGCCGCCGGUGGUGACGAGGUCUGCGCCGCCUACGCCCCGCGGGCGCAGGAGGCCAACGUCGGUGCUGAGGGAUGGGGGGUGGUUCUACAACGGAGACUCGGAUUACUCGACGGAGGAGGAGGUGGACGGCAGCUUCGAGAGCGAGGACGAGGGGUUCUGGGCAGACGCGGCGGAAUCCAAGGCGCCGCAGAGGAUCGGGGGAGGCGGCGGCGACAGCAUCCUUACCCGUCUCAAGAAGCUCUUCACGUGACGUGUUCUUGACACGGACGGAGCCCUAGAGAGACAGACGAGAGGAGGGACUAAAAAUAAAUAUGAGCACAGCAAGUCAGGUGUGGUUGGUGUUGCAUGUCUCCAGACGAAGAAUGUUUUAACGAGCGCGUGGGCUACUGUUUUUUUUUUUUUCAUUUGUUUCGGUGCCGGUGCUGACGUUUUGUUGAGCCCUUUUUGUGUCCCUUGGCCCGGCAAGGUUGCUGCUUCCGUGGGAUUAAGGUUGUACUUUGCUGCACGCUCGUGUUUUUCGAGCUCGUUGUCUGGACGGCCGCCGUCCAACGAUAGCGAUGAUGCGCCCUCACGUGGUACAUAUAUUUCUUAGAACCUUGUGUAACAUUUCGUUUUUCUGGGUUUUUCAGUUCCUUCGUCCACCGCUCAGUCCGUUCUCCUUUGCAUGGGUGGUGUGCUGAUUUUUUUGCCGGCUGCGAAAAACUCUUUUCACUAUUUUUUCUGGUACGUGCGCUUUUGGGGGGUGCUUUGUUUUACCCGUGUGGUUGUGUCGUGCCUGGCGUUUGUUUCGUCGGGGGCACAGCGGACGUUGUGCGAGCGGCAUUUGAGGGUUCGCCCCUCUGGCAAGUUGAACGCAGUUCGUCGCUGCUGCCGUCGUUCUUCUCUGCCACCACGCUUGUGUGGUUCUUUCUCCCAGCGCUAUGCAUUCCCGUGCGCUCACGGAUUGUCGUCGGCACACGGUGUUCGAGUACCACGCCGCGCUACGUAUGAUGGAGACGGUAUUGUUAGCAGGUUGUGUACCGUCGAAUCGGGGCGGAGAGUUUCUUGGGAUUUGGAGAAGCAGGGUAGCGCUAUUAUAGUGACAAGCUCAAGCGAGAGCUCUCCUCUCUGCUUUGCUACCGACGACGAGUCAAAGAGGAGAAAGAGAGCUGGGGUAAGCCCACUAGCGAAGAACACGCUUCGUUCGAACUCAAGUUACCUGCUUCGCCUUGCGGGCCGAGCUACCGCUACCGCUGGUUUGUGUUGGUACGGUGCGCGUCAAAAGUGCACGCUUCUUUAUGGACACAUGUAUGUUCGUGCAGCAGACGUGGUGUUUUGUAUCAGUAAAUUGGCUUAAAAAAAACUUGCGCAGUAUCGCAGGACCUUUGGAAGGUUGUAGGGAGAAUGCACCUACCUCCUUGCUGUUGCCUCCCCGUCUCCACGCAUUGCUCAACCACGAUGCCUUUGCCACCCCUUUUCGGUGGAUCUUAAGUGUGUCUCACGCGGAAGAAGCGAAGCAGACCGGUUUUGUAUUUUCUUUUCGGAGCUCUUUUGGGUACACUUCUUGAGGGUUUUGUCGGUAGCCGAGAAAACCGGUGCUUGUCUGAUGUCGAGGCUGCCGCCGAUUCAAAGCAGCCCGCAAGUGGAUGUGAUUUGUCUUGAUCAGCCGGUAUACCGGCGUUUUUGGUUUUCUUGAACCCACGGGGAACUGGUCGCAGGUACAAUCAACGGCAAGCAAGUUGAUUACGAACAGUGUUCGAACCCACCAAACAGGCGCAGAUCGAUGGCGGGAAGCUCGCACAUGUGUAAUUCUUUUAUGGAACUAGA